Molecule: messenger RNA, 6189 nt
Organism: Athalia rosae (coleseed sawfly)
Lineage: Eukaryota; Metazoa; Arthropoda; Insecta; Hymenoptera; Athaliidae
Product: histone-lysine N-methyltransferase MECOM-like
Exons: 8
Coding region: 1445-4474 (1009 amino acids)
Cellular component (GO): nucleus
Molecular function (GO): protein binding
Source: RefSeq, a predicted model, not a curated record
AACCACCAGGAGAGGCAGAGAGGCGAGCUCUCGUGAGGCGAGGAACCGACGGAGUUGGUGGUCGAUGCGCGUUCACUACGGCUCACGCGGAGCUCCACGAAGACGUCGUCCACGGGGAAGUAAUUUCGACCGAUAUCGUUUGCUUUUCUUCUUAUCUCUCCCUCCGGAAUCUCCCCCCCGGAAAUCUCAUCGGCAGCUUCCGAAAUCAUAGAAUUCCGGUGCACGAGUUAUCGCUGACUUUUUAUUGAAAAACGCAUUUGAGAAAAAGAGAAACAAAAAAAAUGAACAAAGGUAAAAAUCGAAUGGGCGCGUAAAAAUUUCGCGGGAUAUUAUCGCACGUUGAACUAUCAGCGAUAGUUUCCUCGUCUAUCGCCUUCGACGUAAUUGGCCGAGCGUUCGUUCUUCCGGCGAGAACGUCGGACGAGGAGGUGUCGGUAGAAGGUAGAGAGACACGGAAUCCACCUCCGCGGGCGGCAAGGUAAAGAAUAUCCUCCCCACUUGAAUCUCGACGGAGGGAAAAAGGGACCGAGUCAACUUGAGAAGAGGACGUGGAGGACGCGGAGGUAGAGGAGAUACCGGCUGAUCAUUGGCGGACAGAAUACGGCUGGUGGGGGGUCAGCCCCCGAAGAACGAGGUGGGGCAGGGGCGCGAAGAAGACGACGCACCGACUCUGAUGACGGGGAGAGAGUUGGUCGGGGGUGGCGGAGGCGGGGUAGUAAGGAGGAGGCGAUGCGGAGGACAGAAGCUGGAGGAUAGAUCCGAACCACGUCGGGACUGAGGGCGGACGGAUCGACUGAACGACCGAACGAACGAACGAACGAACGAACGAAGAAACGGAGGUACCGACGCGCUGGUCGCUGAAAAACGUCGAGACGCCGGUCGACGCCGAGAGGGGGAUAUUCGUGGUGGAGAACGCGAAUCCGACGUCUCGAGCGAGACAACUUGAGGUGUCGCUAACGGAUCGGCAACGACGCCGCGAGGUGUUAUACCUUUAAACGUGCCGGAGGGAUUUAAUUUCAACCCAUCAAUCGGCCCCGGUGCUUCGGGGACAGUCGAUUUUAUCGUUCGUUCAUACGUGUCCGUCGUUCGGUGGACACCAGGAGCUCACGAUUCCGAUUCCGUUGAGUAUAUCGAAAAGAGCCGCUAACUGCGUUCGAAGCGUUCGUUGAUCGCGAUCGGAGGAUGAAGAAGAGACUACUGUGCAACUGACGAAUCAUAAAUCACGUAGAUAGGACGAAAUUUCGUUAAUUGCAUGAAGAAAAAAAUUAACAAGUUUCGGUGAAUUUAACCGAUCUGCGUUACAACCGCUGACGUUUCCGUUUAUAAUAUUAAAAUACCGGGAGGCAAGUGUUCGGGAAUAAAUAAUAUUGGUGACCUGCAUGGCUCUGGGAACUGAUAAAGGCGUUAGUGUUUUGUUUUCAAGAUUGUUUCAUUCCGUUCAACGAUGAGAUCCAAGCCGGUGGCGAGAAGACUGGCACAGGGAAGUAGCGACGAGGGCGAGGCACCCGGUGGAGCGGGAGGAGGCGGCGGAGGAGGAGGCAGCGGGGGAGGCGAGGACACGGACCUCGAGGAGAAUUUAGCCGGUCCGAACAGCAACCCCAUUUAUCGGGACCUCAAACCACUCCACGCGACCAGCGCCCACGACGUUCCUCAGGAGUAUCCGCAGACCAGACCGGCCUACCAACAGGAGUUUCCCGCCACCGCGAUGGACAGACAACAUUACGACAAACAACCGCUACCCCUCGUCAGGGAGGACGAACUCAAACCUUGGGCGUACGAGAAACAGGAGCGGAGGGAGUACGCCCGUGCGGUUGACCUCUAUCGCGGAGAGUACCGUGACAUGAUAAAGCAGGAAUCCAGGGAGUCCAUGAAGGACACGUCCCCCCGGGAGUGGAUAUCGCCGGUCCCCGAGGUAGAGAUCGGACGAUCGCCGUUGAGCGGUCCGCUGGUCAGAGCGAGGCGCGACAUAGCGAGGGGCUCGCGGUUCGGACCCUUCCUCGGCAAAUGGGCCAGCGAACCCUUCAAUCCUCAUUACGCGUGGGAGGUACGCAUCGCCGGUAACGGAGUGAGGGGUUGGCUCGACGCAUCUCACGAGGCAAGCAAUUGGCUAAAAUACGUGAGGAGUACGACGAGUCCGCACGCGGUGAACAUGCGCCACGUUCUGAUCGGUGGCCAGAUGGUGUACGAAGCCAUUAGAGACAUAGCGGCCAGCGAAGAACUCCUCCUCGGUCUGAGGGAGCCACUUCAGCUGCAGGACAUGCUCGGCGAAAAUACCGCGGAGGAUAGAAGCGACAGGGAAACCGCCUCUCAGCACAGCGAAACUAUCGACGAGGACAGAGAGGAGGAGGAAGAAGGUGACACAAGGUGCACCGUCUGCGACAAACCGUUCCAGGAUAUCGAAUUACUCGACGGACAUCUGGUCACCUGCCACAGGUAUCCCGCCGAACAAUACAGGUGCGAGACGUGUCCGAGGGGGUACGCGUGGAGACCGCUGCUCGUUCGUCACCGAGCCAUAGUUCACGGGGACUUGAGAAAAUACCCAUGCGAAAAUUGCCCGAAGGUGUUCACUGAUCCCUCAAAUCUCCAGCGCCACAUUAGAACGCACCACGUUGGCGCCAGAAGUCACGCCUGUCCGGAGUGUGGAAAGACCUUCGCCACCAGUUCCGGUCUGAAACAGCACACCCACAUACACAGCAGCGUAAAACCCUUCCAAUGCGAGGUCUGCUUCAAGGCCUACACCCAGUUCUCUAACCUCUGCAGACACAAGCGAAUGCACGCCAACUGUCGCACUCAGAUAAAGUGCGGUAAAUGUGGAAAGUCAUUCAGUACGGUAACGGCGCUCACUAAGCAUAAACGAUUCUGCGAUUCGACCGCCGCGACCGGACCACCGGGAGCCAUGCCUCAGCUUCCUCCUUCCGGGGCAAGUCCGUUCUUGGUUUAUCCGAGACCUCCCGGAUCGCUUCCCGGUUCCCUGUCGUUUUACCCGCCGAAUCUGAUGGGUCCGUAUCCAGGGAUAUUUCCGAACGCCUCGAACUUCAUGAACAGCUCGUUGCUCUUCCCACCGAAGAUGGAGGAGCUCGAGAAGCGUUGCGAAAGUCCCAAGAAAGAGCGUUUCACACCUCCGCGCGUCCCAUCGCACCACAACAAAGUUUCACCCUCGACCGCGGAAGAGGCGACCUCGACGUUCAGGCCUUCCCCGGCGAGACCCCCGGUUCAACCGACCCCCGAAAGUGACGAGGAGCCGACGUCGAAGCAGAGGCAGCAGAGAGCCGAAAAACACACCGAGGCGGAGGCGAUGGACAUGUCGGGCGACCAGCCGCUCGAUCUCAGAGUCGAAACUCGCAGACACCAGACGCCCAGCAUCGCCGAAAGUCACAGUCCGUCGCCGGUGCCGGUCGUCGAGGAAAUUCCACCGGAACCACCGAGAAGAGUGAAGGAGGAAGAACGCGUCGAGGUCAAAGUCAAGGAUCUCAGCCCGGCCCGCAGCAUAGUGGAACAACCCCCGACGAAUCCACCCCCUCACAUGGCGUAUCCCAGGCCGAUCCACCCCAUGUUCCUGGAAGCGAUGUACCGCGCACCCUCCGGAACUUUUCCCGGUUUUCCGGGAGGACCUCCACCCGGCGGAGGACCCGAAUCUAGGCUCCUACCGCUACCUCCGCCCUUCGGACCGACCCGCAGUAGCUUUCCUUUUUUAGGACCACUGGCGAACGGGUUGAGCGGUGGUAGACCGGGUAGUUUCGAUCUCCUUGCUCGUCCGCCGCUCAGCGCGUUCCCCGGUAUGAAGCCAUUUCAAGAGGUGAUAUCCCACCACCAUCACCACCACCACCACGCUCACGGUAAAAUGAAAGAUCGAUAUUCCUGCAAAUUUUGUGGCAAGGUAUUCCCCAGAUCGGCGAACUUGACGAGACACUUACGUACGCACACCGGCGAGCAACCUUACAAAUGCAAAUACUGCGAGAGAUCGUUCAGCAUUUCGAGUAACCUUCAACGUCACGUGCGGAACAUUCACAACAAAGAGAAACCGUUCAAGUGUCCGUUGUGCGAACGAUGCUUCGGUCAGCAGACAAACUUGGACCGCCAUUUGAAGAAGCAUGAAGCGGACGACGGGAGCGGCGUAGUCUCGGUCGCCGAUUCGCCCGGUAGCAGCAACGAGAACGAGAGGGAGGACACGUAUUUCGACGAGAUUCGUUCGUUCAUGGGAAAAGUAUCGGAAGGUGACGGUUACGGUAUUCCGCACCCUUACCCGGCGUAUCUGCCCGGUCGUCUCCACGAUCUCCACGAGCCAAAAACCGAGAACGAGUACGACGACGACGACGAAAGCGAAGAGGGAAACGCGCCCCUCGAAGAUGCAGACGCCAUGUCUCCGAUGGAACCGAAAGGAUCACCGCCUCCGCCGUACGAGUUGGUGAUAAGGGAUAAGCAGGAAUUGCUCAACAAUAACACGGCGGAGCCAGUGAUAGAGAUAUCGACAUAGCCAAUUGUACGAUUACGUCUGAAAAAUCGUCCGUGACUACCUGACAAGAUAAUGAGAAAAACGAGAAGAGAAGACAAUUUGAUUGUACAUCUGAUUCGGUAUCGUUAUCGAAGUAACGUUAUUGCUGCGAUUCAGAGCAUCAGUUUUUCGCUAAUUGUCAUAGUUCCCCCCCCCCCCCCCCCCACACACACACCGUUGUUACAUAUAAAUACUUUGCGAAUUCGCGUGAAACGUAAUGCAGAAAAAUCCCCAAAGGAUCUCAGAGAUUCGUCUAAUUCGUAAGGGCUCUUCGCGAUAGCUAGUUCCUACCACAAACUCGUCGAUUGUUAUAAUCCAUAGGCAAACGGAAUACACUCAUGCAAAUUAUAAACGCAAGCACCUGUUAUCGGGUGAACAGAAAUUUCAUUACUCAAAUUUCCAUUGCUGCAUUAUCAAAAGCCACACCACCAGGCCCCCGAUAAUUGUUCACUUGUAUCUACGAUCGUACCGUACCCAUGUUCAAACGAUAUGGUAUUUCCUACUAUUAAAACUUCGUUACUGCUUUGUGCCGGUAUUUAUUGAAAUUAUUAUUAUGUUUAUUAUUUCAUGGUCAUUGAUAUUAAUAAAGAAAAAUUACAGUUACUGUCACUACUAUUACUAUGACCAUACUUAUUACUAUUGUUAAGAUUAUUAUUAUUACGAUUAUUGCUAUUAUGAUUAUCACCAUUUUUACUAUUAUUGUAGUUAUUACAUAACGUCAGUUUAGUUAGUAUCAAAACCAUUAUCAACAUUAUCGCCAUUGUUGUUUUCUAUUAUUAUUAUUAUUAUUAUUAUCAUUAUUAUCGUCAUGCACGCGAUUGGUAGAGUGAAAUUUUUUAGUCAAAGAUAAAUUUUAGAGAAAAAAAAUAAUCGGAAAAAUUAAGUUUCGGAAUGCAGUUACGUACGUCAAAAUUAUUAUAGUCGAAUAUAAGCCAAAGUGAUCCAGAAUGGAAAGUGGAAAAUGAAAAAUGAAAAAUGGGAAAAUAGAAACGGAAAUUAAAAAAGAAAAUAAUGUAAUUACGAAAUUAUAAGAAAAAAGUUAUGUACAAAUUUUCAUUAGAUAUUAAUGUUUGUAAAAAAGCAAAGAAAAAAGAAAAAAAAGUUGGAAAAAAAAAGAAAAAAAUUCUCCGUAAUUCUUAAUAUAUUAUUAUAUAUAAAUAUAUAUACAUAAAUAUUAUAGUAAUUACCGUAGUGAGAAAUGUUUUGUCUUAUGUCUCAAUUAGGAAAUAAUAAAUGGGCGCUCGCUGUUUAAUGACAUUAAAAAAAUGAUUAAAUAAAUAAAUGAAUAAAUAAAUAAAGAAAUGAAUGAUGGAGGAAAAAAAAACUUAUUGUUGAAAGGUAAAUGGUGAAAUGAUGAAUGCCCGUUUUUUCGGUGCUACGUAUCUACGUUAGAAAAAAAGUUUGAUGACGACGAGUGCGUUGUGUCGGGUCUUGCAGUGAGAAAUCAAGGCACAUGAUCUAUGAGUGAUUAUUAUAUCAUUCUUUCAUAUAUCUCUUGUAAUAAACACAUGUACACAUAUUACACUUAUACAAAGUCAUGCGUUACGGACACCUUCGACGCACGAGAUGGGGCAUCACUUCUUUUUUCACUUAGGAUUAAACAUGUUACAUGUUCUACGCAUAUCUCUAUCUCUCUCUCUCCCUCUCUCUCUCUCUCUCUAUAUAUAUAUAUAAAUACAUAAAUACAUAUAAAUAUA